CAUCGUCUCUGUGGGUCACAUGGUCAACGUGACCAAAAUAAAGUUUCAGUAUUUUAAGCCGCUAGAAAGGGGGACAACGGAGCACACCGGAGGCGAGCAGCAGAAGGCGGGCACCGGCGAGCACUGGCGAACCGGGCACCCGCGCGAGGAGCCGCGGCGGCGCGGGCGCCCGGGGGGGACGGGGCGCCGGGGCCGGGGGGAGGAGGGAAGGGGCGGGGCCUGGAGGGACGUACCCCUCCCCCACGGCCGGCAGCGCCGCCCGGACUCCCGGGCCGGCCGGCUCCGAGCGCGGCGCCCGGCCGACCUCAGCCCGGAAGCCCCGGGCUCCGCUAUCGCCGGGCAGCGGCAGGCCGCGGGACUCCGGAGAUCCGCCGCGUCCUCCACUGCCACCGGGACCCCACGCGCCGACAGCGGCUUCCCCGGGAACGUCCUUCAGCCCCGGGAGCACGCGGGAAAAGCCCCAGCGCGCCAAUGAGCGAGCGCCUU
Molecule: messenger RNA, 486 nt
Organism: Zalophus californianus (California sea lion)
Lineage: Eukaryota; Metazoa; Chordata; Mammalia; Carnivora; Otariidae
Exons: 1
Coding region: 20-475 (151 amino acids)
Source: RefSeq, a predicted model, not a curated record